Lasiosphaeria miniovina is the source of this 2815-nucleotide messenger RNA. RefSeq lists its product as uncharacterized. The coding region runs from base 367 to 2535 and encodes 722 amino acids. NCBI's taxonomy places the organism in Eukaryota, Fungi, Ascomycota, Sordariomycetes, Sordariales, Lasiosphaeriaceae. Gene Ontology annotation, biological process: regulation of DNA-templated transcription. Gene Ontology annotation, cellular component: nucleus. The transcript is spliced from 3 exons. The record is from RefSeq and is a predicted model, not a curated record. Gene Ontology annotation, molecular function: DNA-binding transcription factor activity, RNA polymerase II-specific; transcription cis-regulatory region binding.
ACGCAAUAUGUCGUCCCCGCGCCGUUGACCGCACUAAGAGCAAAAGCGAACGUCAAUACGCUGCCAGCGGGAUUCCAAACCCGCCCUCCUGUUGCGACUGCCGGGCUCGAUUUUUUUUACGUGGGACCGGGACCUGACCGGGUCUACCAGAAACCCACCGCGGCCGAUCUUUGGCCUUCUGUAUUCGGCAUGGCGCCCGCCGACUCUCAGUUCCCGCAAGUUCUGCCCGCCUCGCAGGCGUUUGACUCGGUCAGCCCAGCACCCUACGGCCGGGCAUGUGCGGGAUGCUCGCGUGCCAAAUGCAAAUGUUUUUAUCGCACCGACGGGGCGGAAUGCGAGCGGUAAGUUGAGUCCUCGCCUCGGCACAUGAUCCGAGACGUAAACAAGCCCCUAUCUUACAAGUUACCCCCCAUCUCUCGCACACUCAGCUGCCACCGACUGGGAAAGGCCUGCGAGCCGCCUGCCCCAGUCCGAAAACGCAAAGCUCGCACUCCGCCGCCGCAGCAUCCGCCGCCCGUUGGGCCGAAUUCGCGGCUCGAGGAGAAGCUCGACGACUUGGUCUCGCUGCUGCGCUCACAGGCCGGCGAGAAGCAGCCCCAGCCCCAGCCCCCGCCUCAGCUUGUCUCCACUGACCUCAACACGCCCUCGGCAACACCCGGCACCAUCUACACCAACAACCAGUCCCUACCCGCCACCCCAUCAACGUCGGCCAACUCACAGCCGCAGGUCACCGUCGACACCGACACCAGCGUCAUCCACGUGCUCCGGCCGGCGCCCGACUACCCCAUGUCGCUCUCCCCCAUCCUCGAGGACGUGUCGGCGCACCACUUCCCGGCCCUAGCAGCCGACGCGCAGCUAGAUCUGUUCCGGCGGGUCUUCCUGCCCACGUUCCCGUUCGUGCACCUGCCGGCGUCGAUGACGGCGGCGGACCUGCGGCACCAGAAGCCGUUCCUAUGGCUGGUGGUCAUGUGCUACACCACCAAGAACGCGGCGCGGCAGUUCGCCAUGGAGGAGACGGUGUGGCAGGUCGUCUCACGGCGCGUCGUGGCGCAGCACAUGGCUGACCUCGACCUGCUGCUCGGCAUCGUGUGCUUCGCCUCGUGGUCGCACUACUUCAAGAGGGACAAGCCCUUCAUGGUCAUGCUCGCCCAGCUGGCCCUCGCCAUGGCCGUUGAUCUGGGUAUUGAUCGUGAUGCCCCGCCGGCUAACACCACCCGCCACACCCGCUCCGGCCGCGUCCUCACCCAGCAGGCCCCGCCCAAGCCCCAGACCGCCCGCACCAUGGAGGAGCGCCGCGCCAUGCUCGCCGUGCACCACGUGGCAUCUGCCAUAUGGUCGGCGUACCGCAAGAUCCAGCCACUGCGGUGGACGGCGUACAUGGACGUGUGCCUGGGCAUGGCGGGCGAGGGCCGCGAGACGGCGCUCGACAUAGUACUGGCGACGCAGAUCAAGUGCCAGCUGAUCACGAACCACCUGACGGUGAGCGAGGAGGCCGACGAAGCGGCGGCGGCGGCCACCAAAACCCCCGUGUCGGCGGUGCUGGUCGCGGCGCUGCUGAGCCAGGCCAACGCCGUGCGGCAGAGCGUGCCCGCGCAUAUGCGGUCCCACAAAAUCAUUCAGCUGUACCUGUUCAACACGGACAUCACAAUACAAGAGCGGUACAUCCACAACAGCACCAACGCCAAGGCGGCCACAGGAAGCGGCGGCGGCGUGGCGGCGGGCGGAGGAGACCACAGCGGCAUGGCGCAGCUGCGGCGGGUGCAGGAGCUCGACGCGACACUAACGUCGAUCGAGCGGUGGCUGGCGGCGUUCCGCGGGCUGUCGAUGGAGGAGUGGCUGGGGGUGACGGUCGACGUGUUCGCGCAGAUGAUGCACACGAUGGUGGUGCUGUUCAAGCUGACGACGCUGGCCGACGACGGCGACGGUGAGGCCGACUCGCUAGCCGUGAGCGGGUGGGACGGCGACGCGGUGCGGCGGCGCGCCGACAUGCACGAGAUACUCGACACGUGGCUGCGGCGUGUCGAGCGCAUCCCCGCCGCGCUAGGCCUAGUCGACGCCGACGGCCCGCGCCGCGGCCUCUUCUUCAAGACGCCGUUCCUGCUGCGCGCCAUCAAGGCCCUGUUCAUGGCCGAGACGGGGCCGCCGCGCCGCGCCGCCCCCGCCAACAGCCAUGUCCAGCAGCAGCAGCAGCAACAGCAGCAACAGCAGCAGCAGCAGCAAGCUGUUGACAUCAGCCCUGGUCCCGGUCCAGAUAACAAUAGUGCGGCAACGGCCGGUGCUUCGACUCCCCCGAAUUUUUUGACGCCCGAAGGCAGCGGGCUCGGUGCCGACGGCGGGAGCUACUACAACGUCAACGCGUCGUCCAUGGCAGAGUUUGGCGAGGACUUCCUCAUGAUCCCCGACGACUUUUUGUUGAACUUGGUCAACGAGCCGUAUCUGUCCGACAUUGUCAUGGGCGCGACGUGGGACACGAGUGGCAAUAAUAUGCAGCAACAGCAGCAGCAGGGUGAUUACCAGUAUUAUCAAAACCCUUGACCAGAGGCGCACAGCAUGUGACCGGUCGUCGGGAUUUUCGGACUAGACUUGCCCUAUUGGUAACAACUGUCGUUCUCGUGGGGGGUCUUAUGAUGGAAGAGUUGAACUGUUUUUCAUCUAUUUCUGUACCUAAUUGAAUCUUCCCUUAACUAUUCUGUCCCUAGCUAACAAUAUACAACAAACGGCGAGUUAGUUAGUGUUGGAUUCACCAGGGUACCGGUACUGGACUCAACAGGGCGUGGCUGCACGCCGAAAACUGGUGGUUCAAGUGAUGGAUUGU